Molecule: messenger RNA, 990 nt
Organism: Cladocopium goreaui
Lineage: Eukaryota; Dinophyceae; Suessiales; Symbiodiniaceae
Source: the annotation of a GenBank genome assembly
AUGACACAUGUGAAGAAGCGGAAAUUCUCAGUCUCAAAUCCGAUAUUCUUUCAUCAAGAGCACCUUCAGCGGACGAUUCCAAGCCGAUACCUGGGCAACACUGAGGCGGCGGCACUAGGGGCCUCUGCCACGCUCUUGCCAGGGCAUUACGUAGAUGUGGCUUUCGACGCAGUUGACGCCUGGACGGCGAGCAGUGCCAUCACUAGUGGCGCGCUGCCACUGGGCGGAUGGCGCCUUUGCGCUAGAGAGGGCGGGCGAUGUAAUUGCGUGGGCACCGUGGCCUUGCACAGCUUGUUGGCCGACUGGACCAUGCUUCGGCAUGUGAACGGUUCGAUACCCUGUGGCGUGGCCUUUUUUGGGGACGAUCCACGGCCAAAUUUGCCCAAACUUUGUAGCUGUUUACACUCUGUGCCAUGGCCUGAGAGCCUGGUGGAAGGUUUGAACGAAACCAUUUCGAGGAGUUUGCUGCCACGGGUGGAGGCAGGACCACCAGAGGCCACAUGCAGUGCAGAGGACGAUGGACGUUGGACUCCAUGCUCCAUACUAUCCAGCCGUCAUGAUGGCAGUCUCGUGCCCGAUAGGUUACUUCCCCGUUUGCCUGUUGAAGAGCAGCGGGAUAUGGCGUUGAGGAAGUUGGACCUGUGCCACCGCCUUGUGGGACCAGAUCAGGCCUUGCGGAUUCUUGGCGUUUGGCCAACCAACAUCCAAAUGGGUGUGGUUCCGAUCAAGGCCUCGUCAGCUCCAUUGUGCGCCGUGGUGUACAGCCCCAUCAGGGGUGCCGUUUGGGAUAGCCGCGCGGCCAUUUUUUGCCCCACCGAGCCGCCAAAGUGCCUGGAGGUGCAACGCAGUCAUGCGAAUUUGCAUCACCCGAUGGUCAAAAGGGGGUGGUACAAAGAUGUCAUCUUCCGCUGUCAGGGUUUCGUUAUGUAUAGUAUUAUAAAUUAUUAUGAUAGUUUCAUGAUGUUUUAUGCAUCUAUCCUGCCUGGAUGA